AUAUUUAUGAAGGCAAUGAUAAGCACACUAGUUUAAUUGUUAACGUGACAUGAUCCUAAUACCUUUUAUUCCUAUUCCUUCAUCUAUACAUAAACCUCACUACCCAUUUAAGUUAAUACCCCAAAUCAUUAUUUCCUCAAAGCAAUCCAAGCCUAAAUCCUGUUAGGGAGAUGGAUUCUGAUCCUAGUGUUCUGUUUGAGGCAGAGAAUGAUGAUGAUACUUUCUAUGCUGAGAUUAAGAGGCAGAUUCUGCUAUUGACAUCUGAAGACAACGAAGAUUUGCAAGAAACCAGAGAUUCAAACCCCUUUAGUGUUACUAAAGGUGGUUCAAACAUUUCAGCUCAUAGUUCCAACAGUGAAUCAUCACCACCAAGAAGCAAUAUUAGUUUGUGGGAAACAGAGUGCUCUGUUUCACCCCCAGUUUGGCUAGUGAAUUUGUGGGGAAAAGGUAAUAAAGGCACUGGAGUGUUCAUUCCCCAAGCCGCAUGCAGGAAAAACCAAAAGCCAGGAAGAAUGAACAACAGGAGAAGGAAAAUCUAUAGACAAGUGGUGAAUAAGGAUUGAAGAACAUUUGCUCUGCUACCGGAAAUUGAAUGCUGUAGCUUACUCAUUAUAUAUAGCUUACAUGAUGAUGAUUCUUUGUAUGAUACAUUAAAGAUAGAAAAAAUUGCAGAAGGAAAGAGGGAGAAAAGGCUGUGGAAAAAUUUAUUUAUUUUAUCUGAUAAGAUUUCUUCAACUUCCGUGAUAUUUAUGUACAGAUUAUAUCAUUAUUUAAGGGAAGAAAAAAAUAGAAAUUUGUUUCAUGUAAUUUUCUAAUCAGCAAUGCCCUAUGUUAUGAAGGAAAAUGGCAGGAAAUGCUUAAGUGCAAAGCAAAUUGUGUUAUUUGACAGAAAUCAUGGAGUAAUGAGGGAUGACUACCCCUUCUUGUGUUUCA
Molecule: messenger RNA, 933 nt
Organism: Lotus japonicus
Lineage: Eukaryota; Viridiplantae; Streptophyta; Magnoliopsida; Fabales; Fabaceae
Exons: 2
Coding region: 171-563 (130 amino acids)
Source: RefSeq, a predicted model, not a curated record